Messenger RNA from Brassica rapa (field mustard), 10588 nucleotides. Its product is annotated as transcription factor MYB13-like. Gene Ontology annotation, cellular component: nucleus. NCBI's taxonomy places the organism in Eukaryota, Viridiplantae, Streptophyta, Magnoliopsida, Brassicales, Brassicaceae. Gene Ontology annotation, molecular function: DNA-binding transcription factor activity; sequence-specific DNA binding. Gene Ontology annotation, biological process: regulation of DNA-templated transcription. The record is from RefSeq and is a predicted model, not a curated record.
GGGGAAUUCCACAACUGAGUUUUUUUAUCAAAGGGAGCAGUCCAUCCACAUGAACUCGCAUCCUCGCAGUCAAGGGUGUGAUCUCAGCUUUCUCAUACUUUCCAAUGUCAGCGCCAAUGCAUUCAACGAUUUGCUCUGUCCACAAGUGAAUGAUAUAUAUUGCUGACGUUUACAAGCACGCCAUUUCUGUCCGUAGUCUCUGAGCCUUGAGGUACUUUCACAUAUGCAACUCUUUGAUAUUUCAUGUAUAAUUGUAGAAUAGAAAGAAGAUCUGCACCUUGUUCACAAAAAAAUAAUGAAUCUGCACCUUUAGCACUAGGUUCAAAUAUAUAACAAUACAAAAAUGUUGCUAUAACAAUGGAUAUUGUUGGAAAGCCCUCACAUAUGCAUGAAUGCAUCAACAAAUCACUGGUGAUAUCAAUAUGAUACUUCCGAAGUACUUGAUAAUCACUGCCAGGGCCGGUCCAGAGCAAGCUAGCGAAACUGUUGAUUAGGGCAUCAAGUCUAAGAAAACAUUUUAAAUUUAUUUUAUUUUUAAUGUAUACCGAUAAACAAAAUUGAUAGAUUUAUAGUUACAAUGUUUAGCAUUUUUAGUUACGAUGUCUUGAGAGCAUUAUUUUUGAAAUUCAGAAAUUGUUUUAAGCAAAUUAAAGUAUGCAUUUAGACAUAAUUGGAGAUGCUUUAUUUUAUGAAACUAAAAAUGCUCCGGUAAUCAAUAUAUAAAGAAGCUAGAAGUCCAAUGAAAUUCUUAAUUUUUUUUUGACGAAUUAAAAAUUAAAUACUUAAUUUUUGGAAGAAAACAAUAUUAUUAUCAAACUCAGAAGAAUUAUUGUAAAGUUGAUACUGUUAAAAAUUAUUUGCGGUCUAACAUGCCAGAUGAAAAAUUAAAAGGAUUGAUUUUGUAAUAAAUUGAUAACCUAUAAUUGAAAUAUUUGACAGUACGAUAGUAAUUAGCUACUAUGUUUCUUAUCGUAUAAAUACAAAAUAUUCGAGAGUCGUAUAUAAAUUUCUAAUUCACGUACACCAAGACUAGUUUUGCCAUGGACUUUAGAACAAUUAAACUCAAGAGUCCUGUUACAAAUUGAUAUAUAACUUCCAAUAUAGACACAUAAGCUUAAUGCUAGCUGUAUUUUAGAAACAAAAAAUACUCGAUAAUUUUGGUUUUAAGAUAGUUUGAAAUACUGAAACCAACUGUUGAUCCAACCACACGCUUUUCAGUACUAUUUUGGUAGAUAUUUCUUUGGAGAAGAUGUUAACACUAGGCAUUGAUUUUUAAAAUGAUCAUAUACUAUCACAAGAAAAUAAGAAGAGAAAGUACUUACAAUCUUAUAAAUAUCUAAGAGACAGAGAAUUACAAGACCACCUGUCUCAUGGUGACGCACAAAGACCAUAAUCUCUUUCGUAAUUAUUUAGUUUAUUUCUAUAGUAUAUGACCAUAAUUCCUUAUGUGGAAUCCAACGAAUCUUAUAAGACAAACAACAAAGAUUAGUAUAAGAUCGCAUACAUGAUUCUCCUCGACACUUGGAGAAACCUUAGUGGUUCAGUUAUGUGUAUCACCGUAAAAUAAUCAAGCACCAUCAAAAUUUUUACUUUAGUUGUGCUUUUAAAGAAAAUAUUAAUUAAGGAAGUUAAAUAAUAACAAUACCUAUAAUUAAUAUCAUUGCAAUAACUCCUAAAUCAUAUAGCGUGGCGACGUGAUAUAAGUUCGAAAUAGCUUUAGCAUAUAAGGAUUAUUCUAUUGGAUUUGAUGCUCGGUUAGACCAUGUUACCUUAUGCCUAAACAUUAUAUUUUUAAUCCUGCAUGAUUACUGAUAAUGUUUAAUUAAUAGCCUGUAAUAUCCUUGUUGGUGUUCACAAAAAAUGAUGAAGUUUGGUGACUAAGUAUAACAAGUAAACCACUAAUAGUAGGGUUAACAAUCCGACCCAUGGUCUAGUUUUCAUUUGAUUAACUGAUGGUUUAGUGCUUGGCUCAACUUUGGUUUGGUUCGAUUUAGAUUAUAUCCCUAAUUUAAAUCCAAAACAAUGCACGAACAAGAAAGGGCAGUUUAGUAACUCUUGGAUGCUGAUGUCUUUGGAAUUGAGAGGAUAAAGACUUGAAUGGACGGACGAAAUGAUAUAUACGAGUCUUAUGAAAACGACCUGUGAAAAGAGGUACCCAAGUUCUACAUAGUUGCAAGUUCUAACCCUUGUUUUCUUUACCUUUGUAUUAUUCCUUUUUUCCUUCUAUGCCUACAUUUAUAAUUCCUUUUUUAUUUUUGGAUAACAUUUGCUGAAUAGAUUAGUUAUUCUUAUUACUAAUUAAGAGUUUGUAGAGCUAUUUUGGAAUAUGAGAUUGGAAAGUGUAUAUAUUGUAAAUUUCCAUAGAAUCUUGCUUUAGAUAGUGAUAUAACCUUAUAAUUUUGAUUCGAGAAAGAACAUUACUCUAGAAAUUAAAAAAAUCUUUUUCUCGUCACUAGUUUCUAUCUCUAUAGAAAACAAACAAAUUAGGUGGUGGAGCCAAGGACGUAGAGUUUUUUUUUUUUUUUUUUUUUUUUUUUUUUUUUUGGUAAAAAAGGACGUAGAGUUAGUGGGUGCAUAUAUAAAUACUGAAAUGGGCAGAGAGAAAACAUAACACAACAUAACGCAAAGCCAAAACAGAGGAACACUUAGGUUUCAUAAGAUAAAGAGACCUAAAGAGAUCUAAGACAGUACUUCUCUUUUUAGCUUAAGGAGAAAAAUAAAAAGUAAAGGAUGAGUUUGUGGGGAGUAAUGGGAGCAGGAUGGGGAAUAGUAGAAGAAGGUUGGAGAAAAGGGCCUUGGACUGCCGAAGAAGACCGUCUUUUGAUCGAUUAUGUGCGGCUUCACGGUGAAGGCCGAUGGAACUCUGUUGCCAGGCUCGCAGGGUUGAAGAGAAAUGGCAAAAGCUGUAGGUUAAGAUGGGUUAAUUACUUGAGACCAGACCUGAAGAGAGGACAAAUCACUCCUCAUGAAGAAACAAUUAUCCUUGAGUUACAUGCUAAGUGGGGCAACAGGUGGUCAACAAUCGCUCGUAGUUUACCGGGAAGAACAGACAACGAGAUCAAGAACUAUUGGAGAACCCAUUUCAAGAAGAAAACAAAAUCUCCAACUAACAAUGCGGAGAAGACGAAAAACAGAAUCUUGAAGAGGCAACAGUUUCAGCAGCAAAGACAGAUGGAGUAUCAGCAAGAACAACAGUUGCUUCAAUUAAACCAAAUCGACAUGAAAAAGAUCAUGUCUUUACUAGAAGAUGAAAACAACCACAACAAUGGUGAUAGUAACUUCAGUACUAGUAGUAGCGGUAGUAGUGCUGAAGGCGGUGCGUUCUAUGUUCCUCAUCCGAUCACACAUUCAUCAACAGGCUCUGGUUAUGAAUCAAAGGGUAAUGGGCUUUUCCCAGUGGUUCCAGUGCCAUUGCCUGAGGCUAAUGUACAUGAAGAAUACGGGAUUUGGGAGGGUUUGUGGAAUCUGGAUUUGGAAGGACAAGGAAGCUUUAAUGAUGGUGCUUGCGUCCCAAGGAAACCCUGUUUCCAGAACUUGGGCGUACCCUUUUGUUAACUUGACUUCAAAGUGUCUUUUACCUACCGGAAACCAAAAAUAUGAAACUUGACUGACAAGUUCGUUCGAGUUUGGUUUUGUUUUUAUCUUUUCUGAUUUUGGGUUUACUAUUAGUAGUUUUUUUAUCAUUUGUGUGUGAUGUUAUAAGAAGCUUAUUUGGGCAAAGCCAAAUUAACGAGUGAUGUAGUAGAACGUCUAUGGAAGAAUAGUCUUAUUAAGUUGAUCAAAUAAAGUAUUGUAACUUGCAAAUUUUAGGAGAAAUAUCUUCUUUAUGAGAGCAGAGUUUAAUAAUUGAAGAAAUAUGGACGGGUGCACAAAAACAGAGAGAUAUGGACGUUAUUAUUACUUUGUAAACGUUUAGGGUUUACUGUUAAGCCUAAGUGGGCUUUUAUCAAUCGUACUGACUAUUCAAUUAAUAAAAAAAGACUCCAAAAUACUUCCUCCAUUUCAUAUUUCAUAAUAGAUGAUAUUUUAAAUUUUUUUUGUUAUUUCAUAAUAGAUGAUGUUUUAAUAUUUUUAUGUUAUUUUUAACUUUAUUGAAAACUGUGUAAUCAAUUGAAUGUUAUAGUCAUUUAUGUAAUUGGUUAAAUGAUUUUUAAAUUAUAUUUCUACAACUACCUUUUAGAGAGAAAAAAAAAUUUCUUAAUCUUUAUGCAUUGAAGUAAAACAUCAAGUAUUAUGAAACAGAAGAAGUAUAAUACUCCCUCCGGAUAAGAAUGUAUGAUGUUCUAUCUUUUUAUUUUGUAUACAAAUAUAUGAUGUUUUGAAAUAUAGUUAAUGUAUUUAUUUUAAAAAUUUAAACAUAAAUUAGAAAGUAAAAUUAUGAGUGGUGAAACUUUAUUGAUAUAACUAAAAAGUAACAAUUAAAAUAAUGUAUUUAUUGUUUUUAAUAUGUGUGUAAAACUUUAAACAUCAUACAUUUAAAUCCAGAGAGAGUAAUCGUACAAUUUAGGUACCUCAGCACAUGUGGGUCCCACAAGAAAAAAAUAUUUUUGGUUUCUUUAAUGAGCUUGCGUAAUAUUAACAUAAACCCAAUCCAUAGCAGCCAAAAAACACGUUCUCCAACACCAAUCGUUCUUUUAGCUUCUCCUUCAUCAAACAUAUUGUCGUCUGAAUGAAGUAAAAAUAUUAGAAGGUGAACAGGCCAUCAUUACAUCUCCUUCUCCCAACAAACGUAUUCCAACCACAAUUUCAUCUUCAAUUCCAUAUUAAUUCCUUCAAAAUUUCUCUUCUUUACAUCCGCCCCAUUCAGACGAAUCUGAAUCACUCCUAUAAAUUUGGCCAUACACGACAAAAAACCUUCGCUACAAUCACUGCAAAAAAGUCUUCAGUAAAUUAUCACCUCUUUGCUUUCGUCUUCUGUCAUGGCCGCUUAUUUUGUCUCAAUUCCUGUCUUAGCUCCAUACGUCACCUUCAGGAAUAUUUCUAUCUCAGAUGGAUUUAAUUUCUCGGCUCCAUAUGUCUUUUUACAACUUACUUGCUAACUUGGUAAAUAAUCACCAUGUACGUACUUCAUUUUCAUUUUCUUCUUUGUUUGGCAUCUACAAAAAUAAGGAAAAAUGAUUGAUGACUACAUGAAGUAUUGACCAUCACAUAGUUAACUAUCCAAACUAUAAUAAUGUAUAUCUAAGUACACGAAGUAUAUGUUAUGCAUGACAACAUACAUCAACUUAAUGAUGUUAUUUAGUUAACAUCACGAGUUUAGUUUCAUUCAUCCAAAAACUGAUGUAAAUGUCAAAGACCGUUUUAAUAUCUCGUUUCAUCAAUUAAAACAUGACCGACGACCCGACCAUAAUUUAACUAAAAUUAGAUUUUAACCAAUCUUUUAAAAGCGUAAGAAUAUUUUUAACAAAAUCUAAUUUACAAAAUCAAUAUCUUUUAACAUUUUUUUGAUAAGUAGUGUUUUAUAUUUUAGUGUAUUUGAAAACAAUAUAAUUAAAUUAUUUUUAUUUAUAUUAAAUAUGAAAGUUAUAUAAGAUAUUAUGCAAUUUUGUUUUUUAAUUAUUUUAAUCUGUUUUGGUUAUGAAUUUUAAUAAAAUUUGUAAUUAUUUUGAUUAAUUAUGUGAUAUAUACUUAUUUGAAAAAAAAAUAUUAAUUAUAAAACUUAUUUGACGUCAAUUUAUUAACUUUCACAUUUUAUUUCUUUAAAACGUAUUUGAUGUCAACUUAAACCAAACAUAAUCUCGAAUAUCUAAUUAUUAAUUAUAUACUUUUAAGAAUAAAAAUAAUCUAAGAAUAAGAAUCUAAUAUGAAAGUUUUACUAAGUUUAAAUGAAUGUAAUUUUUGUUUAUAAAAAUAUAAAUAAUAUAAUUCAUUAUUUUAAUUAAUUUAUGUUAAACAAAUAAAAUGUUAGAAUCAGUAAAUUGACAUCAAAUAAGUUUUAUAAUAAAAAAAAUGAUCAAAUAAGUAUAUAUCACACAACUAAUCAUAGUGAUUUUGUAAAUUAGAUUUGUUAAGAAUAUUCUUACGCUUUUAAAACGCGGAUUAAAAUCUAGUUUUAGUUAUAUAACUAUCAGGUACAUCAUAUUUUAAUUGAUAAAACAUGAGAUUUAAAUGGUGUCUAACAUCCACAUCACUUUUUGGAUAAAUGAAAUUAAAUUCGUGAUGUUAACUACAUAACAUCAUUAAGUUGAGGGAUGUUGCAUUCAUAGAUAUACUUCAUGUAGCUAGGUAUACAUUAGUUUAGUUUGCAUGGUUAGCCAUGUGAUGGCUAAUUCUUCAUAUAGUCAGCAAUAAUUUUGCCUAAAAAUAAACUUACUGAAAUUGUAGAGAAUUUUUUUGUAUGACAGGAAAAGUAAUGUUUCUCUUGUGUGCGAAUUAAAAUAUGCAAAGGCUAAGACGUAGAUGUAUAUAUUUCUUCGAGUCAACAAUUUCCAUUGUUGAUUCUAUAACUUCGUUGUUAAUGUUUGGAUUUCCUGUCAGAAGCUGUGAUUAAUCUUUUGAAGAUAGAGCUAGGACUAGCAUUCAAGGGAUAUCAAAAGAAUGUGGUUGAAUCUUUCGAGGUAGUCUAAAUUACUUCAUCAAUUUACUCAAAUACUUCCUUGCUUUAUCGCUCAUGGUUGUACUGUUUUAUACCAAAAACAUGCACCAUGUAAUGUUCUAUUUCAACGUGAAUAAGGAAGAAGCUAUGUAAAUGGAAAAAACCCUGGAAUCCCAAGGGCAAGUGGAGUUCAAUAUGUGUAUCCUUGGAGAAAACAUUAACAUGAAAAAGAACAUGGUGUCAAUCUCAAAGGAGAAUAACAAAGAGGACAAGACGGUUUCACUUCUUCAGUGAUUGUAUCAUCUUUCAGGAUUUAUCGUAUCAUUUAUUUUCCAUAUGAGCAUUGUUUCAGCAAAAGGCCAAGAAAAGCAGACAAACAAUUGAAUGUUUGAAACGAAUAGUUGAAACAAUUUUACUUAAAUAAAAGUUGAGAAUGUUUGCUUUCUUACGUUAAUAUCCUAAAAAUACAGAGACGGGAUGAAAACAGGCCCGUCUCAUUAUUUUUCAGAGCCAUGUGCAGGUUCUAAUAGUCUGAACAAACAAGGUUUAAUGGCUUCUACACCCAUGUGUGGGGUUUGAACCUCAGUCAACGCAAUUUCUACAGGAAGAGGUCUGGGUUUCAAUUCCCGGAGAAAGCGAAUUAUGCAGAAAAUUAGAGAAAAUGCUUAUAAGAGAUCUUCAGCAUGUCGCAAGAAGUACCGUCAGGAAUGAAUCUCAUAGGGCUACUCAGGGUGAUGCAGUCAGGCGUGAAUCCUCAUCAGGCAGGUAGAAUUGUCGGUUGUAAUAUCGUCUAUGUAAUCUUUCUUAUAAUUUGUAAUAGCAUAAUUAAUCAGACAAAAAAACAAAAUUUGUUUGCAAAAAAGGCCCUAAUUUUCUAAAAUAUUUCUUUAGACUCUUAAGAAAAACUUGUAGAAAAAGUUUUGGACACUGUGCAUAAGCACCACUUGCACUUGCCCAAAGACGGGCAUGGAUGAAAAGAUAAAUUAAUCAUGAUAUAAGUCAGCAAUCUUAAAACAAAUAUAAUUUUUUUAAGAUUUGUUAGAUUCUUUCUCAACAGAUUUUGUUAUAAUUAAAAAAAAAUUCAAAUUUAUAGUUGGUUUAUUAUUAAUGUAAAUAAUCAAAUAUGUCAUAUUAACUAAUUCUUUAAGUGGUUCUUUUUUUAUUUUUUUUUACAGCAAGUCAUUCACAGAUUCAUAUUGACUCUGUAAACCAAAUCGGCAACUCUGCAUCCAUAUGAACGACGAAAGAUGGUUGUAUCUUAGCACUAUGUGCCAAGCUAUCCGCCUUUAGGUUCUCUGUUCGGGGUACAUGGACGACGUCUGAGUUGAUGAAGCUUCUUCGUAAAAGCUUGAUAUCUUCCAGGUAGCUUUCAAAUGCUGGCCAUUCUUCUGGUUCCAAAACCAUCUUCACCAAUUGAGAACAAUCCGUUGCAAACGUAACCUGAAACUGUCGUAAGUUCUUCAUACAAUCCAUUGCCCAAAUCAAUGCCUCCACCUCCGAGUGAAGAGGUGAUAGACACGCCCUUACAUUCCUUGCUCCCAAUGAACCAUCAAAACCCGGUAAGGUACUAUACCAUCCUUGUCCAGAAAAUAGUUCCUUCUCUUUCCACGAACCAUCUAUAAAACACCAUCGUCCUGUAGUUUCUAAUGUAGGUCUGGUCUGCACUUGCCUCUCCCUUCUUUGAUCAGUGAUUACCUGUGCUUCAGCCCAAAGUGUCGAUUCCAGUUUUGCUAAUCUAAGUGUUUCCCUUGGAUCAAUAUCCAGAUUACUAAAAACUUUAUUGUUCCGACCCAUAUAUACCAUAAUAUCCAUGCGAAUUGGUGGUCAUACAUCUUUGGAGUAACUCUCCAAAAAAGAUGAUUCAUGUUACCAAAAAACGAACAAGUAGGAAAAGAAUUUGGAUUCGAUGGUAUUUUAGAUAAUGCCCACACUUGACGUGCUGGAGGGCAUUCAAAAAACACAUGAUUUAUUGAUUCCUCCGGGUCUCCACAUCUAGAACAACAAUAUUCCCUUGUAUUCCUCUCCCCCGAAGAUUCUUCAUUACCGCCAUACAACCUGAAAGGAGUUGCCAUAAAAAAUGCUUUAACUUCGGCGGACACCGCACUUCCCAACAGAAAGCUUUUAACGUAUCCACUGUGGGUCCAUAAAAAUCUGGUGGUUUUUCUUUGUCAGGAUAGACUCGUUCCACUUGAUACCCUGAUUUGACCGAAUAUUUUCCAUUAUUAGUGAAAUGCCAUCUAUUCCUAUCUUCCAUCUGAUGUCUACUUAAUGGAAUACUUUCAAUAAUUUGUGCAUCAUGAGGAUCUACCAAAGCCCUAAUUGCUUCAAGAUUCCAAGUUCGGGAUUCCAAAUUAAUGAGGAAAUCCACUGUGAGAUCCGGGUAACUGUUGUGAAGAUUUUUGUUUGCUGGUAUCGGGGCUGGGAUCCAAGAAUCAUUCCAUACCAAAAUAGAUGAACAUGUUCCCACCCUUUUAAUUAGUCCUUUACAAACCAGAGAUUUAGCAUAGAUCAUACUUCUCCAGCCUAUAUGACGGGGAGUAAAAUCGGAUCGGUUCAAGGGGUGAAGCAUUCCUAUAGAACCGUCCUUUAAAGACUCUAGAGAAAAGAGUGUUUGGCUUCUCAAUCAGCCUCCACAAUUGCUUUCCAAGCAUCACCGUGUUAAAAUCCAUAAGAUCCUUAAAACCUAAACCACCAAUGUCUUUAGGGAGACAUAACUUAUCCCAUAAUUUCCAAUGCAUGCAUUUUGUGCUCCCUCCUGGACUCCACCAAAAUUGAGCUACUGCACUCGUUAAUUUUUUAACUGUAGCUUUUGGUAAUCGAUAAACAGACAUGACAUGAUUUGGCAGAGCCGUAACCACGUACAGACAUUCUUUAAAUGGUACUGUACAAUAAUUUUGAUUACAACAAAAUGGGUGGUUGUAGAUAUAAACAUUAAAUACGGAUGAAACCCUUAAAAUAUAAUUGCCGUAGGUUUUAUUAUAUUAUGUAUACAAUAAUACGUAUAUAAUUAUAAUAUAGUAUAGUACAAAAUAAUGUACUAUACAUUGCACUUUGAAACCAAAAUUUAGAAACUUUCUCAUGAAUAUUCGAAUUAAAUUCUAUUUCAAUGUGUAAACUUAGGUGAAAGAAGUAUUUUUCAAUGGUUAAAAUCCAGGGGAUUCUUAAAAGUCAUUCUUAAAAGUCCGCAAGCAAUACAAAGUCAAACUGUUUUGAUGUGCUACUUGUGGGGAUGGCUAUACGAAACGCAGUUCGGAAGAUUGUUAUCAUCAUAUCAACAGGUAUGGUUGCUGAUUACAACCAAGAAAUAUAUCAUCUUUCGGUAUGAGAAAACCCCAAAUGGUCUGCGAUAGAAUCAAUGAAUCGCAACCUUUGAUCUUUUUAAAAGUUGUUGAAGUCUCAUUAAAAAAAAGUUAUCCGAACAAUAGUUUAUUGGUUUGACUAAUAAUUAGUUAAUGCUUUUACAGCGGUAGCUAUAUAUUUUAAAUCUUAAAGAAUGUGAUUUAUUAAACAAUUAAGGGAGAAAAUGUUUUCAAUAGAUCUCCUACAUGGUCCAAUUAAAAUUUGGUUAGGCGUGGAUUUUCCUAGGACAGCUUGGGUGAUGCAGUCGGAUAUAGAUUUUUAUAAAUCAUAAGAUAUGUAGUAUGUUCGGUUGUAGAGUCGUCUAUAUAAUCUUUUUAUUGUAAUUAUAUUGUAUAAAUCAGCGUUAAAAGAAAAUUGAAUAUGAAUAAGUAAAAAAAUAGCUAGAUUUGAUAAUGUAUUGUAUGUGUACCAACAUAUGAAAGCAGCAUGUAAAUUAACAUCUAGUUAUAUCGUUUUUCUUUAAUAUUGAGAAUCUAUUGUUGUAUUUAUAUGUACCUAUAAUAACUAUGUAAUCUUUGUUCUAAAUUAAUACGAUAAUUAAACCAGCAAAAAAAAACUAAAUUAUUUAUUAUUGCAUCAGGUGUUGAAUCAAAAUUUGACAUAUUUGUAAAAUACCACUAAUUCGCUAGUAGGUUAUUAUUUGCAAAAAAAAAAUAUUAAAGAUAUUUAAUCGAUUACAAAAAAAUAUCAAAU